Molecule: messenger RNA, 3420 nt
Organism: Bathycoccus prasinos
Lineage: Eukaryota; Viridiplantae; Chlorophyta; Mamiellophyceae; Mamiellales; Bathycoccaceae
Exons: 1
Coding region: 1-3420 (1139 amino acids)
Biological process (GO): endonucleolytic cleavage in 5'-ETS of tricistronic rRNA transcript (SSU-rRNA, 5.8S rRNA, LSU-rRNA); endonucleolytic cleavage to generate mature 5'-end of SSU-rRNA from (SSU-rRNA, 5.8S rRNA, LSU-rRNA)
Cellular component (GO): small-subunit processome; nucleolus; 90S preribosome
Molecular function (GO): DNA binding; U3 snoRNA binding; protein binding
Source: RefSeq, a predicted model, not a curated record
AUGGCGAAAGACCAACACGUACCCCGCCGUUCAUUUUCGCUGAAAAACACGCUCGAAACGUUCUACAGAGGCGGACCCAUCUGCAUCGACAACGAGCUUCUGGCGUGCGCGAAUGGCGACGAGGUGACGGUCGUGGACGCGAAGACUGGCGGCGUGAAAUCCCGAACGGAGGGAGAUACGGAACCGAUCACCGCGAUGUGUUUCAGCGCGAACGGGAAGAAAGUGUUCGUGGCGUCGAGGUCGUUAGCGAUGCGAGAGCUGGACGUGGAGAGCGGGAGAUUUAUUGGGAGGAAAUGGAAACCGCACAAGAUGCCGGUGUUGGCGGUGUCGGUGGACCCGAGUGGGCAGUUUUUGGCGACGGCGAGCGCCGAUCGAACGAUUCGGGUUUGGGACAUCGAGAGAGGGUACGCGACGCACUCGUUCAAAGGUCAUACGGCUAUGGUGACUGCGGUGCAAUUUCACGAGACGAGAGGGGUUUUGAAGCUGUAUUCUGGUUCGGAUUGCGGAGAGGUUGGAUUUUGGGAUUUGCGAGGGAACAAAGCGGACGCGCCGAUGGCGAAAGAUGCGCACGUGAGUGCGGUGACCGCGAUUGGGAUUUCGACGUGCGGGAAGAAGAUUUUGAGCGCGGGAAGAGACGGUGUCGUUCGCGUUUUUGGUUUGAACGGGAAGGUGAUAUCGACGACGAACGUUGGAGAGGCGGUGGAAGCCGCGAGAGUGUUACCGAGGAAGAGUGCGUUGUACGGCAAGUCCGGAGAAGAUCGCGAGGAAGACGGGAAGGUGAGGUUUGCGACGGUAGGGAGCGGAGGCAAGGUAAAGCUAUGGAAGGAAGGCGCCGGGAAGGCGUUUUUGGAAUCGAAAACGUUAACCGGUGGGGUGGAGAAUAACGCGAAAUCGAACACGGAUUUCCAAGCGGCGAGCGGAACGUUCGUGGAGUGCCGAUUAGCCGAGGAUGGGGAGAUGUUGUUGGCGGUAACUGGAGAUGCUCGAGCACUCUUUUUUGAAACAACUGGUGGUAGUAGUAGUAGUAGUAGUAGUAGUAAAGGAAAGGAUAAGAACAAUAGUAAAAAGGGUAGUAAAAGUGGAUUGACGAUUGCGCGAGAAUUGAUUGGCGACUGCGACGAAAUCGUAGGUUUGGCAUUUGCGAGAAGUUCGUUGGAGAAAACCGUGUACGAAAAUGAAAUCGCACUUAUCAGAGAUUACAACGAUCCCGAAGAUGAGAAAGCAAACAGCGACGACGAUGUAGACGGCGACGAUGACGCGAGAAAACGGAAAUCGUUGAACGAUGCCAACGCAGAUAGGGAAACGUUGCCUCCACCUGAAUUGUUGUGUGCGGCGACGUCGUCGUCGCCUUUACUUCGUAUUUUCCAAGCGCAUAAGGAUAGGAACGCUGGUUUCACGUGCAUUGCUGCUUUAGCUGGACACUCAGAGGCCAUUUUAUCCGUAGAUUGCGCGCCGAGUAAAAUAGUGAAUGAUAGAGAAGAAGUAGCGGUGAGUUUAGCGGCGACUGGAUCCAAAGACCAUAUGGUUCGCUUAUGGAACGUCGAAAAAAGGGAAUGCAUAGCGUUCGGUAAAGGUCACGUGAGUGCAGUAACUUCUGUUGCUUUCGCACCGAGAAAGAAUGCACCGUUUGUAGUUUCUGGAGGGCAAGACCGCGCCUUGCGAAUAUGGGACGUGAACGCAGCUUUAGAAUUGCACGCCAAAGCUAACGACAUCAACAACAAGGAGGACGAUGAAAACGAUGAAGAAAAUGUAGUCAUACGUAUGCCAGCGAUUGCAGCGACUGUGGCGCACGAUAAAGCCAUAAACGGCGUGGCAGUGUCGCCAAACCAUUUGCUAGUCGCGUCAGCUUCCGCAGAUCGCACGGCAAAGCUUUGGAAGAUGCCGGAUUUGCUCUGCGCGGGCGUCUGUCGCGGGCAUAAAAGAGGCGUGUGGGCGAUUGCAUUUUCUGAUGCGGAUAAAUCCGUUGUAACUGCCGGUGGCGAUAAAAUUAUUCGCUUGUGGGAUUGUUCCAACACGACUGGUGGCGAUUUGCCGUGUUUGAAAUCGUUCGAAUCGCAUUCAGGCGCCGUGUUAGCGGUGAAAUUUUUAUCGUCCGGACAACAGCUCGCCUCCGUCGGCGGCGAUGGGAAGCUCCUCGUUUGGAACAAUAAAAACGGGUUAGCCGUGAAAGAGUUCGAAGCGCACGAAGACAAAGCGUGGGCGAUGGCCCGAGGUGGCGACGGCGCGUACAUCGCCACCGGUGGUGCCGAUGGAUCUUUGAAACUUUGGGAAGACGACACGUUGCUUGCUUCGAAACAUCGCGAAGAUAAAAUGCAACUCGGCAUUGAGAAAGAUCAACAGUUGCAAGACGCGGAGGCGAUUGGAAACGGGAGCGAAGCUUUAAAAUUGGCGUUGAAACUCGAUCGGCCGCGCGCGUUUUUACGCGUAGCUUCGCGUAUGACCAUGGAACGUGGCGAAAAAGGGAUGCAAAUUGCCAAAGGAGUUUUCAAAGAACUCGAUACGGAAGAAACCGUGCGAUUGCUCAAAUACAUUCGCGAUUGGAACACAAACUCGAAGACGAGCGGCGUUGCAAAUAAAAUUUUAAAGUGUGUGUUGACGGCAAAGCCUUUGGAUGCGAUGUCAAGUCUGCCGGGAAUCAUUGAUUUGUGCGCCGGAUUGAAAGCGUACGCGAUUCGACACCAAAACCGCGCGCAGAGGAUGUAUCAGAGUACAUUCUUGAUCGAUACGGCUCUGACGAGAAUGGGCGGCCUGAGAGAAGAAAGCGAGUUAAUGCUUGAUAUGGAUGAAGAAGAAGAUGAAGAGGAGGAGGAAGAGGAGGAGGAGGAGGAGGAGGAGGAGCGCAUCGCAACGCCUCCCAAACCAAAGAAAUCAUCGACUGCGGCUACAAAGACGAGGAAGAAAUCGCGAGUAUGGGAGACGGAAACGGUAAUAGCGCCUUUGGAGAAGGAGAAGAAAGGAGGCGACGCGAUAGAAGCUUCCGAAAAAGAGAAAGAGAAGCCAACCACGAAACCACCUCCUCGAAAGAAGAGCAAAAGCCCGUCGCCGGCGCCUCCGAUUGAGAAGCGACCGACUCGCCGAAGCACGCGAUCACAAACGCCAGAAGUAGAAGAAAAAGUAACCGCCGCGAAAGAAAAUGAGAAAGAGAAAGAGAAAGAGAAAGCGGAAGAACAACAACAACCGUCGAAGAAAAAACGCGGUCGUCCUCCGUCCAAAUCAAAAUCUCCGCCCUCGCGCGAAGAAGAGGAACGCGCUGCGGAGGAGCCGCCCCCUGCGAAAAAGAAGCGAGGUCGGCCGCCCAAAGUACCACCCGCGUCAGCGACGAAAAAGAACGCGACGACGAAGAGUAAACCACCACCACCACCGAAAGUAGCGCUUCGUCGAUCGCUGCGUUCUCGUUCUCGCUCGCCCACGCCAAUUUAG